CGGGGAUGGGCCAGAUUGGGAAGGGCGGUACAAGGGUGGGACUUGGCGUUGAUGUUUUGGAACAUCAAAGAUGGACAGGGUUUUCGCGGAGGUUGCUCCUCAGAUAUCUCCACAAUUACAGAUCAGGGAUCUUCCAAAAUCAAGAAGAUUGGCGCAUAUGGCUUGGUCUCUUCACCUUACAAUUUGUAUGGCAAUUUGGCCCGAGGUUGUGGUGUGGUAGGGGUGAACGGGGGAUAAUCCCACACAGGAGUUUCAAACAAUGUCUGGUUCACGUUUGGCUGGAUAACUCCACCACCACACGGGGUAUGCGGUCGGCGAUGGGGUCAAAAUGCUCGUAUGAUCGAGGGCUAUUCGAUGGAUCUAUCGGCGGGUUCGUGGUGGAGCGGUUGGACUUUUUCAUGUGUUUGCAAUCUCUUGUUUCAGAGACUCAAAAUGCGCAUUCUGUGUCUGCUUAA
Messenger RNA from Blastomyces gilchristii SLH14081, 455 nucleotides. RefSeq lists its product as uncharacterized. The coding region runs from base 6 to 455 and encodes 149 amino acids. The transcript has 2 exons. The record is from RefSeq and is a predicted model, not a curated record. Lineage: Eukaryota; Fungi; Ascomycota; Eurotiomycetes; Onygenales; Ajellomycetaceae.